AUGGAAACAGCAGCUCCGUCCCGGGUAUUACGGAGCAAGCGGAAAGUUCCCAAUUCGAUAGAACAGGGGCCAACCCCAACGGCUGCUAAAAAAACACGGAAGGGCCAAGACCAAAGAGCAGAUACGCAAGCCAAAGUCAUAGAGUUGCCGCAUAACUUAGGUACUUUAGCCGUACCUGCACCGAUUGAAGGAUUUCCGAGUUAUGAUACAAAGCCGAUCAGUACGAAUACCAACCAACAGGCAGGAGCAAGCUGGACGAUAGUUGAUGCGCCUCCCCAAGAUUCUGAUCAGGCCUUUUCUUUAGAAAGUCCACAAGAGGAGCUCAUCGCUCGAGAGGUCGGAAUAGCUGUCGAAAUUUCAAACUCGGAGUCGGUCAAAGGGGCCAAAUCGACGACAUUAAAACAGGAAACCGCUUCUAAAACGACAGCCGUCCGGAGGAAACCAAAACCCGCAUUCAAUGAGACUCCUUUCCCAGAUUGGGAAUAUCCCACAGUUGAGCAAUGCGAGGAAGUUUCCCGUCUUCUAUCCUCCAUCCAUGGAGAAGUUAAAGCCCCAGAAACCAUACCGUUACCAUCACUGACUAUAUCCGGAUGCGGAGAAGUGCCCAGCGUGCUCGAUGCCUUGAUUCGCACCCUUCUUAGCGGCGCAACUACCGGUAAUAAUUCCGCUAUGGCUUUUCAAGGUCUUGUUAAAAGAUUCGGUGUUCUCCAAGACGGCGUGGGCAAAGGCAGUGUAGACUGGAACAAGGUGCGACAUGCCCCAGUGGGUGAAAUUCGAGAUGCAAUAAAGAGCGGUGGUCUGGCAGAUAUCAAGAGUAAACAUAUUAAAGAGAUACUUACCAUGGUAUAUGAGGAAAAUAUAGCACGACGAAACGAGCUUCAAACCGAUGGAAAGGCAAAGCACGGUAACCGAGUUGAUCACGCAGAUGAACACAUGCUCUCCCUGGACUAUAUGCAUGCCUUAUCGAAGGACGAAGCGAUGCAGCGGUUUAUCAAAUACCCAGGAAUUGGCGUCAAAACCGCAGCCUGUGUCGUGCUGUUCUGCCUCCGCCGUCCAUGCUUCGCCGUGGACACCCAUGUUUUCCGACUCUCGAAGUGGCUGGGAUGGAUUCCGUCCGAGAAGGUCAAUGAAAUUACUGCGUUCAGGCACCUUGAAGUGCGAGUUCCCGAUCAUCUCAAAUAUUCACUGCAUCAGUUGUUUAUAUUCCACGGAAAGGAGUGUCCGAGGUGCCGAGCAAUGACAGGAGUGUCGAGUGAGGGAUGGGAGAAGGGAUGCGUUAUUGACCACUUGGUGAAACGAACUGGGAAAAGAAAACCCUCUGAGAGCUUGUUUCUGUGUGGUAGUUCGAAAAGUAGCUUCCGGUAUGAUAAAUUUCCGAAAAUCUCACGAGGAGCUUCAAGGGCAGAUCAUCUAGAAAUGGCGUUUGAUGGAGCAGUUAUUGCAAAGCCCCGUUGCGAUGAGAUGGGCACCGCCUGCGUGUGGAUUGCGGGAAGCGACGGUGAGAUUCAGGGCAUAGCAAGCAUGGAGGCCGUCCAGUCGUUCGUUAGUAAAUGCUUGAGCUUGACUCUCGCACAAAUUUUGAGCUCCGGCCUCGUCCUCCUGAGCACCUGGAUCGCCGCGCGAGCUACCUAUAGCUAUACGCUCGCUUGGAGGGAACGUCCGGUCAGCUUCACAGUUCCUCUUCCUCCCGAAGUGUCGCCCGACUGGCAAGGAAAGGCGUGGGACGAAGUUGAUGAUGCGGACAAGGAAAUUCUCGAGUCACAAUCGUUUGGGAAAUUUGAUGAAUCCAAAAUCCUUAGCUACUGUCCCGCCGACGGCCGUUUGCUUGGGGAUGAGAAUGGCGUGAAACCCGCGUCUCCUGAAAAGAUUGACCUCACGGUUCGACGGGCAGUUGUUGCUCAGUUUAAAUGGAAAAGGACGACUUUUGCUGAGAGGAGAAGAGUUUUGAGGACAUUGUUAAAGUAUAUCCUAGAACACCAAGAUGAAAUCGUCACAGCUUGCUGUUUGGAUUCAGGGAAAACUAAAGUCGAUGCUUGUUUUGGCGAAAUCCUUGUUACUGCAGAAAAGCUGAAGUGGACUAUUAACCACGGAGAAAAUUCUCUUCGCACUGAUUCACGGCCUACGAAUUUGUUAAUGAUGUACAAGAAAAACACCGUUCGAUAUGAGCCGCUUGGAGUUAUUACCGCCUGCGUUUCUUGGAAUUAUCCAUUCCACAACUUUAUCUCCCCAGUCAUUAGCGCAAUAUUUGCCGGAAACUCGAUCAUUGUCAAGCCAUCAGAACAUACAGCGUGGUCCUCGACAUUCUUCUACAACCUUAUUCGUGAAGCUAUCGUGAGCUGCGGCUACUCGGAAUACCUUGUGCAAAGUCUCGUCUGUCUACCGCAACACGCCGACGUCUUAACAUCGCAUCCUAAAGUUGACCAUAUCGUUUUCAUUGGGUCCCGCCCCGUUGCACAUGCGGUUUGCAAAUCAGCAGCUAAGUCUCUUACGCCAGUGACUGUCGAAUUAGGAGGGAAAGAUCCCGUAAUUGUCCUGGAUGAUCCUUCUACAUUGAACGACAUCGCGAGUGUCGCAUCGGUUCUCCUGCGAGGCGUCUUCCAAUCCGCGGGCCAAAACUGCGUUGGUGCAGAACGGAUUAUUGCGCUUCCUCGUGCGUAUAACAAGAUCCUUGAAAUUGUCACGCCGCGGAUAAAAGCACUUCGUCUUGGCUCAGUACUCCUAGAUUCAAGGCAAACCAAGCAUGACCCGGAUCACAAACCCGGCACCCCUGACGUUGGUGCUGUCAUCUCCCAGCGAUCCUUUGACCUUUUGGAAGCUCUCAUUUCGGAAGCGGUAGGACAGGGAGCAAAACUCAUAUGUGGUGGAAAGCGACACAACCACCCUAAUUACCCGCGUGGUCAUUACUUCACUCCUACGCUUCUCGCCAAUGUCACUCGAGAGAUGAGAGUUGCGCAAAUGGAACUAUUCGCCCCUGUCUUUUUGCUUAUGCGCGCCACGGAUGUGUAUGAUGCCGUAAGCAUCGCGAACUCCACCGAAUACGCACUCGGAGCAAGUGUCUUUGGGCAUCGCAAACGAGAAGUGGAGUAUUGCGUCUCAAACCUCAACGCUGGCAUGGUGGCUGUUAAUGAUUUUGGUGUCUACUAUGCCGUUGGCCUGCCAUUUGGCGGACUGAAAGGGAGUGGGUAUGGACGAUUUGGUGGGGCGGAAGGAUUGAGAAACUUGAGCAAUCUCAAAGCCGUCUCUGUCGACGGUUGGCCGUUUAUACAGACUAAGAUACCCCCAACUUUGGAUUAUCCGAUUCAAAAAGGUGACAGCGCUAAAAUGGACGGCAGGGGUGCUUGGGAAAUGUGUAAAGGGGUCGUGGAAACGGGGUAUCAUCCAUCAAUCAGUGGUAAAGCCAGGGGCAUACAAAAGAUCCUCAAGAAUAUUUGA
Molecule: messenger RNA, 3432 nt
Organism: Uncinocarpus reesii 1704
Lineage: Eukaryota; Fungi; Ascomycota; Eurotiomycetes; Onygenales; Onygenaceae
Exons: 5
Coding region: 1-3432 (1143 amino acids)
Biological process (GO): base-excision repair
Molecular function (GO): aldehyde dehydrogenase (NAD+) activity
Source: RefSeq, a predicted model, not a curated record